AUGUCUCUCACCAGCAAGCUUUCCAUCACAGAUGUGGAUCUCAAGGACAAGCGUGUCCUGAUCCGAGUUGACUUCAACGUACCCCUCGACAAGAAGGACAACACCACGAUAACCAACCCCCAGCGUAUUGUUGGUGCUCUGCCCACGAUCAAGUAUGCUAUCGACAAUGGCGCUAAGGCCGUUGUUCUGAUGUCCCAUCUCGGCCGUCCCGAUGGCCACAAGAACCCCAAGUUCAGUUUGAAGCCUGUUGUGCCCAAGUUGAAGGAAUUGCUCGGCCGCGACGUUAUCUUCACCGAUGACUCUGUCGGCAAAGACGUUGAGGAGACCGUCAACAAGGCCUCUGGCGGCCAGGUAAUCCUUCUUGAGAACCUGCGCUUCCACGCCGAGGAGGAGGGUAGCUCCAAGGACGAACAGGGCAACAAGAUCAAGGCCGACAAGGAAAAGGUUGCUGAGUUCCGUAAGGGACUUACUGCCCUUGGCGAUAUCUACAUCAACGAUGCUUUCGGUACUGCCCACCGUGCCCACAGCUCCAUGGUCGGUGUCGACCUCCCCCAGAAGGCCUCCGGUUUCCUCGUGAAGAAGGAACUCGAAUACUUCGCCAAGGCCCUCGAAUCGCCCCAGCGCCCCUUCCUCGCUAUCCUUGGAGGCUCCAAGGUCUCUGAUAAGAUCCAGCUGAUCGACAACCUUCUCCCCAAGGUCAACAGCCUGAUCAUCACCGGUGGUAUGGCAUUCACCUUCAAGAAGACUCUCGAGGGUGUCAAGAUCGGCAACAGCUUGUUCGACCAGCCCGGUAGCGAGAUUGUCGGUAAGAUCGUGGAGAAGGCCAAGGCCAACAACGUCAAGAUCGUUCUCCCCGUCGACUACGUCACCGCUGAUAAGUUCGCUGCCGACGCGAAGGUUGGCUACGCCACAGACGAGCAGGGAAUCCCUGACGGCUUCAUGGGCUUGGAUGUUGGCAAGAACAGUGUCGAGUCCUACAAGCAGACCAUCGCUGAGUCCAAGACUAUCCUCUGGAACGGACCCCCUGGUGUUUUCGAGCUGGAGCCCUUCGCUACCGCUACCAAGGCUACUCUCGACGCUGCUGUGUCGGCUGUCCAGAACGGCGCUACCGUUAUCAUUGGCGGUGGUGACACAGCUACCGUUGCCGCUAAGUACGGCGCUGAAGAUAAGAUCAGCCACGUCUCCACUGGCGGUGGUGCCUCUUUGGAGCUCCUCGAGGGCAAGGAACUGCCUGGUGUUUCUGCUCUGUCAAGUAAGUAA
Messenger RNA from Aspergillus puulaauensis, 1260 nucleotides. It is a transcript of the gene pgkA, whose product is annotated as phosphoglycerate kinase pgkA. Gene Ontology annotation, cellular component: cytosol. Gene Ontology annotation, molecular function: phosphoglycerate kinase activity; ADP binding; ATP binding. The record is from RefSeq and is a predicted model, not a curated record. The transcript is spliced from 3 exons. Gene Ontology annotation, biological process: gluconeogenesis; glycolytic process. The coding region runs from base 1 to 1260 and encodes 419 amino acids. Lineage: Eukaryota; Fungi; Ascomycota; Eurotiomycetes; Eurotiales; Aspergillaceae.